CAAUGAGGAAGCCCGGCAGGAUGGAGGGCGAGGCCUGGCAGCAGUAGUGCUUCUGAGCUGUAGAGGAGAGGGUUGCGGAGCUAGGGCGGCCGAGAGCCAUGGCGGCGGUAGUGGCGGCGGCGGCGACGGCAGUGCGAGCCAGGAUCCUGCAGGUUUCUUUCAAGGUGAAAUCCAAUUCCGCCUGGUAUUCAGCAUCUUCAUUCUCUUCUUCAGUGCCAGCUGUAAAGCUCUUCAUUGAUGGGAAAUUUGUUGAAUCCAAAAGUGACAAAUGGAUCGAGAUCCACAACCCAGCCACCAAUGAGGUCAUUGGUCGAGUCCCUCAGGCCACCAAGGCAGAAAUGGAUGCAGCCAUUGCUUCCUGCAAACGUGCUUUUCCUGCAUGGGCAGACACUUCAGUAUUAAGCCGCCAGCAGGUCUUGCUCCGCUAUCAACAACUUAUUAAAGAAAACUUGAAAGAAAUUGCCAAGUUAAUCACAUUGGAACAAGGGAAGACCCUAGCUGAUGCUGAAGGAGAUGUAUUUCGAGGCCUUCAGGUGGUUGAGCAUGCCUGUAGUGUGACAUCCCUCAUGAUGGGAGAGACCAUGCCAUCCAUCACCAAAGACAUGGACCUUUAUUCCUACCGUCUGCCUCUGGGAGUGUGUGCAGGCAUUGCUCCAUUCAAUUUUCCCGCCAUGAUCCCCCUUUGGAUGUUUCCCAUGGCCAUGGUGUGUGGAAAUACCUUCCUAAUGAAACCAUCCGAGCGAGUCCCUGGAGCAACUAUGCUUCUUGCUAAGUUGCUCCAGGAUUCUGGUGCCCCUGAUGGAACAUUAAACAUCAUCCAUGGACAACAUGAAGGUAACGGCCCUUCUGCAUAUGGCUACUUAAUCUGGCUACCAAAAAAAUCAAGGUGUUUAGUGAUGAUUGGAUGUUUUAGGAUAAGGAACCUACUUGGAGCCAAGAACCAUGGGGUAGUCAUGCCAGAUGCUAAUAAGGAAAAUACCCUGAACCAGCUGGUUGGGGCAGCAUUUGGAGCUGCUGGUCAGCGCUGCAUGGCUCUUUCAACAGCAGUCCUUGUGGGAGACGCCAAGAAGUGGCUGCCAGAGCUGGUGGAGCGUGCCAAAAACCUGAGAGUCAAUGCAGGAGAUCAGCCUGGAGCUGAUCUUGGCCCUCUGAUCACUCCCCAGGCCAAAGAGCGAGUCUGUAAUCUGAUUGAUAGUGGAACAAAGGAGGGAGCUUCCAUCCUUCUUGAUGGACGAAAAAUUAAAGUGAAAGGCUAUGAAAAUGGUAACUUUGUUGGACCAACCAUCAUCUCGAAUGUCAAGCCAAAUAUGACCUGUUACAAAGAGGAGAUUUUUGGUCCAGUUCUUGUGGUUCUGGAGACAGAAACAUUGGAUGAAGCCAUCCAGAUUGUAAAUAACAACCCAUAUGGAAAUGGAACUGCCAUCUUCACCACCAAUGGAGCCACUGCUCGGAAAUAUGCCCACUUGGUGGAUGUCGGACAGGUGGGAGUGAAUGUCCCCAUUCCAGUGCCUUUGCCAAUGUUCUCAUUCACCGGCUCUCGAUCCUCCUUCAGGGGAGACACCAAUUUCUAUGGCAAACAGGGCAUCCAAUUCUACACUCAGUUAAAGACCAUUACUUCUCAGUGGAAAGAAGAGGAUGCUACUCUUUCCUCACCUGCUGUUGCCAUGCCUACCAUGGGCCGUUAGACACAAGUUUGUUUAAGACU
Molecule: messenger RNA, 1705 nt
Organism: Mandrillus leucophaeus (drill)
Lineage: Eukaryota; Metazoa; Chordata; Mammalia; Primates; Cercopithecidae
Gene: ALDH6A1
Product: aldehyde dehydrogenase 6 family, member A1
Exons: 11
Coding region: 99-1685 (528 amino acids)
Biological process (GO): thymine catabolic process; L-valine catabolic process
Cellular component (GO): mitochondrion
Molecular function (GO): methylmalonate-semialdehyde dehydrogenase (acylating, NAD+) activity; malonate-semialdehyde dehydrogenase (acetylating, [NAD(P)+]) activity
Source: RefSeq, a predicted model, not a curated record